AUGGAGGUGUUACCCAAAAAAGGAAAGAAGGCGUGUACUAUGUGCCGUCAGCAAAAGGCUAGAUGCGAUGUCUGGCGGGACGAGAGUAUACCAUGUUCCCGAUGCCGCAAACGCAACCUCGAGUGCACUAUAGACGACAGCUUCACAAGAGAGCACAAGCGUCGCCGAUACAUCGCACUAGAACACGAGAAUGAGCAGUGGCGCCAGCAACUGCGGACCUCUCAGCAGUUGAACACCGAUUCCGUGCCGAUUGCGUUAUCAACAGCUGCAACGGACCUAGGGGCACCGGGAGUGCUGAAAUCGGAUGCUCCAUUGGGUGAUUCGCACGGUUUGUCGCUGGCCUAUCCCCAAUAUCAUCUUGCACCAACGGGCUCCCCACCGGGUGUAAUGAUGGGAGAGAAUGAUGUCACAAAGCCCCGUUUUCUUAAAAGCGUUACCGUCGCAGGCGGGGAAAUUGACGACCUGUAUCAAUUAUUCUUCCGUCACUAUGCCUCAUUCCUCCCUAUCCUCGAUGCGCAGACAAAGCCGAACGCUUACUACGCACAGUCUCCAUUCCUGUUCUGGGCAGUCAUCGGGGUUGCUAGUCGGUCAUAUUCCCGAAACCCGACUUUGCACACUGCACUAGCCCAGGAAGUCACAGAAAUGGCAUUUCUGUCGGUCUUGUCAACAUGCGCGCCGUGGUACAUCAUACAGGGACUAUUGCUCCUGCUGACUUGGCCGUUUCCCAAGGAAAAUCGCCCAGAUGUGACAUUUCCGCUCAGCGGAAUGCUUUUGCAUGUAGCGAUGCAAAAUGGUUUCCAUAUCCCAAUGUCGAGCCAUGAAUUUUCCAGAGUGAAAAUCCCGGCUUCGUCAGACUUGGAUAUGGUCCGACGCUCGGAGCUCUGGGCUCAUUGCGUGCUUGUGUACCAACGGUCUUGUGUGAUCAAAGGGCAAUCUCCGCGGAAUCUAGUCAGCUUAGCACAGGAUACGAUCCAACGCCAGGUGCUAUUUGAUAAGAUUGCUCCACACUUGGUUCAGAAACUCAGAUGCCAGGAGGUCGUUGGGAAAUGCAGUGAGGCGGUUCUGGAGAAUGGAGUUCGUGCCAUGUCUCUGGAUCAGGAGCUGGCUUUGGACAUCUUGCUGCGGAAGUAUGAGGGAGAGGUGGACGAUAUUGCAUUGCAGGCAGUAGUCGACCACGAGAGAUACCACCUUCUCCUUUGCCGAAUGGCAAUCCAAAGCUUCCAUUUCUACAAAAAUCAAACACUCGUCUCCAGUGGAUGUCUUCCUCGUCUUAUCGUCUCCGCUUGCAACUUGAUAGACUAUGUUCAAGGCUUGGCGGAUCGUAUGGGAUCUCUCUUUAUGGCACCUGUCCAAAUAAGCUUCGGUUUGCUUCUGGCUUCGACGGCACUAUUGCGGAUUCUAAAAAGCGAUUUUGCUUCCAGCAGACUCGAUACAAGCCGUGCCCAGGCCUCUUUCUUCGCCACCAUCAAUCUGGCUAAGUUGAUGUCCACCGACAGAAGCGAUACAGCCGCUAAAAUGAUCACGGUCUUGAAUCAACUCUGGAAUAGCAGCAAGGCAUUCCGCAAAGGCGAUGGCUCGGAAUACACCGGACUUCGAAUUCGCAGUCGGCUGAUCCUCAGUCAGAUUUUGGAUGCUGUCUGGUGGUGGCGUGAUGAAUAUGAACCCAACGCGCGCGCUAAAAUGCAAUCCACGGAGUCAAUCGAUGGCCCUCCCCGAACUAACACGCUUCCGGGUACCGAGGUAGCGCGUGCUAUAAUGGGAACAGAACCCGCCCGGGAGCCCGUUAGGGGGUUUAUUCAGAACGUGGGUCCUCUGCAAGGAGAGUUCCAGAUGAACGAGGAUUACUUCACAAAUUUCGAGUGGCUAAGUGAUGAGAUUUUCUCAUUUCCUCCGGAUUUGUCGUUAGCGAAUAAUCUACCGUGA
Molecule: messenger RNA, 1923 nt
Organism: Penicillium expansum
Lineage: Eukaryota; Fungi; Ascomycota; Eurotiomycetes; Eurotiales; Aspergillaceae
Product: putative C6 transcription factor (Leu3)
Exons: 7
Coding region: 1-1923 (640 amino acids)
Biological process (GO): regulation of DNA-templated transcription; DNA-templated transcription
Cellular component (GO): nucleus
Molecular function (GO): zinc ion binding; transcription cis-regulatory region binding; DNA-binding transcription factor activity, RNA polymerase II-specific
Source: RefSeq, a predicted model, not a curated record